Messenger RNA from Eimeria mitis, 483 nucleotides. RefSeq lists its product as uncharacterized. The coding region runs from base 1 to 483 and encodes 160 amino acids. The record is from RefSeq and is a predicted model, not a curated record. NCBI's taxonomy places the organism in Eukaryota, Apicomplexa, Conoidasida, Eucoccidiorida, Eimeriidae. The transcript has 2 exons.
AUGCAGGAAACUUCGCUGCAGCCUUCGAUCAGCUCGCAGCCGCAUAGACACUCCAUCAACAAGCAGCAGCAGCAGCAGCAGCAGCAGCAGCAGCAGCAGCAGCAGCAGCAGCAGGAGAAGGAGAUGGAGGAGGAGGGAGAGGGGGAGGGAGAGGAACAGCAAAAGAAGAGCUGCAAUUGCUGCAGUAGUAGUGGUAGCAGCAGCAGCAACAACAGCAAUAACAGCAGCAACAGCAGCAGCUGCAGCAGCAACAUCAGCAGCAGCAGCAGCAACAGCAGCAACAUCAGCAGCAGCAGCAGCAACACCAUCAACACCAUCGACACCAGCACCAGCAGCACAAACAGCACCAACACCAGCAGCAGCAGCAGCAGCAGCAGCAGCAGCAGCAGCAGCCGCAGCAGCAGCAGCAGCAGCAGCAGCAGCAGCAGCAGCAGCAGCAAGAGCACGAACCCAACGCUCCAUAUAUCAACAGCAAGAGUGUAA